This is a messenger RNA of Didymodactylos carnosus, 489 nucleotides long. The record is from the annotation of a GenBank genome assembly. NCBI's taxonomy places the organism in Eukaryota, Metazoa, Rotifera, Eurotatoria, Philodinida, Philodinidae.
GAAUGGCCGAAACAAGGUGAACCAUGGGCAGAUUCUGAGCUAAAAGAACAAAGGGAAAGAUUUCAAAAAACACCAAAUAGUGAAUAUAAUAUAUUAAUUAGUGGCACACAAUUACCAACAACAUCAGCAGAAGGUGAAGAAGAAAUUAAUGAUGACAAACAAGCACAAUUACCAAAUGAGACGAUGGAUAAAGAUUGUACGUUAUUAUUGUCAAAAUUAUAUGAUGUAAUGAAACAACUCCGAUUAAAAAGAAAAUCACAAUCAGUACCACCACCGUGGUCGUUAUUACAAUUCACACUCUCUAGCACUGAUUUACCAUGCCCAUGCUUUCAAAAUGACACAAGUGAGGAAGACAGUCUACUACGAACAAGUAUUAGUGGUAACUGCCAACCAGUGGAUAGUCAUAGGUUUAACAAGCAUUUAUUAGAACAUCACAAAAUAUUUAGUGAUUGGAAUUGGAACUGGCUAUGGCCAUUUAUGGUGCCUUGA